AUGUCCUUAGAAGACAUAGUCAAAAGCCUUGCCACCAGCACCCAAAGUUUUCAGCAAGAGACCAAGGCAAGCAUCAAGAAUCUUGAGCAACAAAUGGCACAACUUGCUCAAUCAGUGAGCAAAAUGGAGAAUCAAGGAAAGCUACCUCCUCAAACAGAAAAGAACCCAAAGCACAAUGCUUGUGCAAUUAGCUUGAGGAGUGGAAAGAAAUAUGACGGCCCAAAGAUGCCCGAAGAAGAAGAAGAGGAGUUAGUGAUAGAAGAACCACCAAAGAAGGAUGAAAAGAAAGAAGAAAUGGUGGAGAAAAAGAAGCCGGAAGAGAAAGAAGCAAAGAUCACACCACCACCUUUUCCAUCAAGAUUGAGCAGCAACAAAAAAGAGAGAGAAGAUAGUGAAAUCAUGGCAAUGUUCCGGAAAGUUGAAGUCAACAUUCCUCUCUUAGAUGCGAUCAAACAGUUUUGCAGAAAAGGAUGCCCCCAAAGUGCAAGGAUCCAGGUGUUUUUACCGUUCCUUGCAAAUUGGGAAACUUGCACUUUAACAAAAACAGGGGUAAUCAUCCAACUUGCAGAUCGUUCUAUAGUACACCCAAAAGGUGUAUUAGAGGAUGUUUUGGUGCAAGUUAAUGAGCUUGUCUUUCCUACAGAUUUUUAUGUGCUUGAUAUGGGAGAUGAUGACCAUCCAUCCUCGAGUUCCAUACUUUUAGGUAGACCAUUCUUGAAAACAGCAAGAACAAAAAUUGAUGUCUACAAUGGUACAUUGUCCAUGGAAUUCGAUGGGGAGGUCAUCAACUUCAAUAUCUAUGAAGCAAUGAGGUACCCAAGUGAUGUUCAUUGCAUAAAUUUUGUUGAUAUAAUCCAACCUUUGACUGAAAAGUGUUUUGAGUUGACUAACCAUGAUUUGUUGGAGUUAGUCUUGAGCAGGAAUUUUGAUAGCAAGUCAGUCAAAGAAAUUGCAGAAAAUUUCAAGUUAGAUGAAGAGUUGCUGGAAAUUGUGGAGAGCAUGGAAGAAAAGAAGAAAAUAAGGUAUGAUAAUAGCAAUGUGAAAUUGCCCAUUUCUGACACAAAACUUCUUCCUUCCGUUGUACAGGCACCUAAGCUAGAAUUGAAGACUCUUCCAGAUCAUUUGAAGUAUGCGUACCUUAGGGAAGAGAAGACUUUGCCUGUCAUUAUCUCCAACAAGUUGUCCAUGGUAGAAGAAGAUGAGUUGGUGACUUUGCUGAAAAAGUAA
Molecule: messenger RNA, 1227 nt
Organism: Lactuca sativa (garden lettuce)
Lineage: Eukaryota; Viridiplantae; Streptophyta; Magnoliopsida; Asterales; Asteraceae
Source: RefSeq, a predicted model, not a curated record